GAAGACCUACCUUUCAGCGUUUGAACAUUUGGUUUCUAUCUGGUGAAAUGUCAGCUACAGAGGCUAAGCAGUACAAAAUGGACAGUAAUCCAUCUGGAUUAUGUUUAAUUAUUAAUAAUGAGAAUUUCAGGAGAGGAAAGAAACGAGAAGGAUCCCAAAAAGAUGUUGAUUCUCUGAAAUGUGUGUUUGAAAUGUUGGGCUUUAAGGUUGGAAUCUAUAAAGACCAGACCACAUCUGAAAUAAAAUCGCUUAUGAACAGAUGCAGUAAGGUACUUCACGAAGACUGCUUUGUCUGCUGCGUGUUGAGUCAUGGAAAUGAGCAUGGUAUCCUGGGACAUGAAGGCGGAAUAUGUCCCCUGAAUGACAUCACCUCCCCAUUUGAUGGAGUCAACUGCCCCACUCUUAUUGGCAAACCUAAAGUGUUCCUUAUCCAGGCAUGUAGAGGGCCUAAAAUACAGAGUAAAGUACGUGUUGCUGAAGAUGUUUUAGGUGGCCAACCUGGUGAGAAAUCUGAAAAUGUAUUUUACACCAUUAGCCAGUCUUCUGAUUUUCUGAUUGCCCUGUCCACUGUGGAGGAAUAUUUGUCAAUCCGUGAUGAAAUCAAAGGAUCAUGGUUUAUACAGUGUCUUUGCAAAUAUUUAAAGGAGGGAAGCGAAAGGGGCCUUGACAUCUUGAAGAUCCUCACUGAGGUCAAUGAUGAUGUCAGCAGGAUGGAGGUGGAAGGAAAGAAUUACAAGAUGACCCCUGCGAUCUAUUUCACCUUGAGGAAAACGCUUACUUUCAGAGUUGUUAAUAAACCCAGCUCAUCUCAAAUGCAGAGGUCUGCUUCUGCAAGUUGCAACAAAUAACUCCACAGUGAAAAGAGUAAAUCUUCUCUGCCGCUCACCUUUCUGAGAUGAUCAACAGCACAAAGAGAGAAUUUUGGUUCACCCCUGGUUUGCUUGAUGCAUUUAGCAUUUGUUUUAUGGUGUUUUCUGAUCAAUCAAGUUAAGAGUACAAUUUUUGUCCCCAUUUUAAGCUUACUUUUUGUUUCAUGUGAUCAAAUUUUUCUAUAUCAACCUGGCU
Labeo rohita (rohu) is the source of this 1065-nucleotide messenger RNA. Its product is annotated as caspase-8. The record is from RefSeq and is a predicted model, not a curated record. The coding region runs from base 48 to 848 and encodes 266 amino acids. Gene Ontology annotation, cellular component: cytoplasm. Gene Ontology annotation, molecular function: death effector domain binding. Gene Ontology annotation, biological process: apoptotic process; proteolysis. NCBI's taxonomy places the organism in Eukaryota, Metazoa, Chordata, Actinopteri, Cypriniformes, Cyprinidae. The transcript has 6 exons.